Messenger RNA from Pieris brassicae (large cabbage white), 820 nucleotides. RefSeq lists its product as uncharacterized. The record is from RefSeq and is a predicted model, not a curated record. The transcript has 2 exons. NCBI's taxonomy places the organism in Eukaryota, Metazoa, Arthropoda, Insecta, Lepidoptera, Pieridae. The coding region runs from base 18 to 779 and encodes 253 amino acids. Gene Ontology annotation, molecular function: structural constituent of egg chorion. Gene Ontology annotation, biological process: multicellular organism development; chorion-containing eggshell formation. Gene Ontology annotation, cellular component: egg chorion.
UUUAACUUAACGUAAAAAUGUUUUCCAAGGCACUUGCUAUUUUCGUCUCGGUGAUGUUAAUUCAGAGUAUCACCGGCCAAAGCAUAGGGGUAUAUAGCCCCGCUGGUCUUGGAAAUCCUGCAGCUAAUGCCGUAGCCAAUACUGCGGUUGCAGCGGAAGCUGCUGCCGUAGCUGGUAACAACAUGGCAUAUGCAAAUGCUUACCCUGCCAAUGUCUACAACCCUAGUGCCUAUGCUCCAAAUGCCUAUCCACCAUGCUAUGGUAAUUAUGCCAAUCCUAUGGUUGAAGAAAUGCCAAUCGGACCUAAUAUUCCAGGACUUACAUAUGGUUUGACAUUAGCUGAUUUAGCUGCAUCUAACGGUGGAGGUCUACGAGUUAUGAGCUCUUCUCCUAUUGCACCAACUGGCAUAACUGUUCAAUCAGACAAUAUUGCUAUCGAAGGGCCGUUAGCGGUUUCUGGGCAAUUACCAUUUUUGGGGGUCGUGGCAUUGGAAGGUCCUUUGCCGGCGUCAGGACAGGGUGCGGUGGCUUAUGGAUGUGGAAAUGGAAAUGUCGGAAUCGUUAGUGAAGGUGUUAAUGAACCCGCUGCGAUGGCUAAUCCAAACGCGUAUGCCAAUGCAAACGCAUAUGCUAAUCAAAACGCGUAUGGCAACCCAAACGCAUAUGCUAAUCAAAACGCGUAUGCUAAAGCAAGUGCAUAUGCUAAUGCAUAUGGGAACGGGCUGGGCUACAACGGCUAUCCAGCAGGUUUUAAUGCACCAACUGGUGCAGUAUACUAGUUAAGGUUGUUUAAUAGGUGAAUAAAUUUUUUUGAGUUAAA